AUGAAUGUGAUUCAUAAGAUCCGGAAAUUGCAUGAUAAUGCCACGUGGAUUGUGCUCUCCAUUCUAGCAGCUUGGUUUGAAGGAUUGAUUGGAAUGCUCAUGAUUUGUCCAUAUAAGUUUGGGUUCUGCACAUUGGGAGAUCCAUCCAAAAUAUUCUAUGGAUUCGAAAGUGAUGAAUACCUUCCGAUCAAUCUUUCCUGGGAAAGUGCUCCAUUACUACUUGGUUCAAUUCUAAUUUGGCAUUAUUUGGGACUUUUGAAUGGGGGAAUCAUCUGUUUUGUAAUUGAGAGAUCACUUGCCACGUUGUUAUCACGGUAA
Messenger RNA from Caenorhabditis remanei, 318 nucleotides. RefSeq lists its product as uncharacterized. The record is from RefSeq and is a predicted model, not a curated record. Gene Ontology annotation, biological process: sensory perception of chemical stimulus. The transcript has 2 exons. The coding region runs from base 1 to 318 and encodes 105 amino acids. Lineage: Eukaryota; Metazoa; Nematoda; Chromadorea; Rhabditida; Rhabditidae. Gene Ontology annotation, cellular component: membrane.